CAGGCUAUCUGCAAACUUCCAUUUAUCGAAGAAAUCAGCCUUCUCUCAGAAGUUGCCAGAGUAGAAAACACAUUGACGGAUGAGGAGAGUCAGAGGAACAAAUUGGGUAUGGAUGUGCUAUUUGUUCAUGUGACUUAUCCUUUAGCAAAAAAGAUAGUUUCUUUCUAUAGAAGUAAUAUUGAUCAUCCGAACUUGAUCAGUACUCAAGUCAAACAAGACAUUGAUCCAGAAUCCAGUGGUGGGAUGAAUGGUUACAUUUUUGUUUCUAAUAGACCAGUGCAGCCUGCGCAAAUAGAUUCACCAAUUAGUUGCAUGGAUAUGAUUGCUGAUAAUAAAGUCUUGUCAGUGUUCUACAAGUGUCCAGCCUUCCAUGUACACAUUCCUAGACCACCAAGUGGAGUUCAUUAUCCAAAUAAGUCUAUCCUCAAGAAGCAUGUUAAACCCACACCAUUUUUUUGGCAUGAGAAGUCUGUUGUUGUUGGACGGUUGCAUUCUUUAAGGUGAGAAGGCCCUAAUAUUAUCUUUUUAUAGAGCAGAUUUUGCUUGUAGUAUAAUUGCAUGGCCAGCUGA
Molecule: messenger RNA, 570 nt
Organism: Humulus lupulus (European hop)
Lineage: Eukaryota; Viridiplantae; Streptophyta; Magnoliopsida; Rosales; Cannabaceae
Product: 5'-3' exoribonuclease 4-like
Exons: 5
Coding region: 109-504 (131 amino acids)
Source: RefSeq, a predicted model, not a curated record